AUGUCCGCUGCUUACAAAAUUGUCCCCCAAUUCUUCAUUGGUCUGCGCAAUGGAGCUUCCAUCAUACAGUCCAAUAAAUAUCUUCGAAAAUAUGAGCCCAUUGAAAUUGUUUUACAAACGCUUUUUGGUUGCGUUACUGUAAUAUUGGUGAUAAGAAUCCUCAAUGCACUCUCUCGAGGCUUUCGAAUCAAGGCUUUUUUGUUCAAACUUGUCACCAGUCUCCCAUAUCUACGCGGAAUUAAAAAUAGAGAGCUCCGAGAAGCUAAGAAGUGCGUUUUCGAAAGUGUUCAUGGCAAACUUGACAAGCUUGGAUAUCGAACCUCUUUACCCUCGUCAUCUAACUCAAUCGGUGAAGUUCUGAAGAUAGCAGAGUCCUAUAGCUCAGGUUCUGUUGUGUCGUGGAAGGACGGACGAAUGUCAGGGGCUGUCUAUCCUCUCAACGAUGAAUUGAAUGAAUUACUAAUUGAAAUUCAAAAGAUGACCCUCUGGUCCAAUCCUUUGCACGUGGAUGCCUUUCCGACUAUUCGUCGCAUGGAAGCGGAGGUGGUUCGGAUGUGUCUUACUAUGUUCAAUGGGGAUUCUAAAAGUUGUGGCACUAUGACUUCUGGUGGCACAGAAAGCAUAAUGUUGGCAUGUUUGGCCUAUCGCAAUCGUGCCUACAAACUUGGUAUCAAUGAACCCGAAAUGGUCAUUCCCGUCUCAGCUCAUGCCGCUUUCGACAAGGCCGGCAGUAUGAUGAAUAUUCGAAUAAAGAAGAUUCCCCUUGAACCCAAGACAUUCAAAGUCGAUUUGAGAGCUAUGAAACGUGCUAUCACACGAAGAACCUGUAUGCUCGUCGGAUCCGCUCCUCAAUACCCACAAGGAAUCAUCGACGAUAUUGAGGGAAUAUCUAAGUUGGGGGCUUCACGAUGCAUUCCAGUUCACGUCGAUUGUUGCCUAGGUGGGUUUCUAGUCCCCUUUAUGGAGGAGGCUGGGUUCCCCCUUGACCUGUUCGAUUUUCGUCUCCCCGGUGUUACCAGCAUCUCCUGCGAUACCCACAAGUAUGGAUUCGCAGCAAAAGGCUCCUCUGUGAUAAUGUACCGCAGUAAAGCGCUUCGAAUAAACCAAUUCUUCCUCCUUCCUGACUGGUCGGGUGGAAUUUACGCAUCUCCGACUUUUGCUGGAAGUCGUUCGGGCGCUCUCAUUGCAGCCUGUUGGUCGGCGAUGAUGUACUUCGGUCGGGAGGGCUAUGUAAGCUCCACUAGGCGUAUCGUCUCCACGGCUCGCAUCAUUGCUAAGGGGGUGGAACGAACCCCCGGACUACGCGUGUUGGGUGAUCCGAAGGUGAGUGUGGUCGCCUUCACGUCGGACGCCUUUGAUAUCUACCAAUUGGCGGAGUUGAUGUCACAUCAUCCUGACGGCUCGCCCAAUUGGAGUCUCAGUGUCCUCCAAUAUCCUCCGGCAGUGCAUCUCUGCGUCACUGAUCUUCACACCCAACCUGGAGUCGCGCAACUCUUCCUUGACGAUCUCAAAACGGCAGCUGAGCACUUACUCAAUGCUCCCAAGAGCGAAUCCACUGGCAUGGCGGCAAUUUACGGGAUGUGCGCAAAAAUCCCCGAUCGCUCACUGGUCGCCUCUGUGGUGGCGAGUUUCCUCGACGCCUGCUACGCAACCGAGGGGCUUGAUGACUAG
Hydatigera taeniaeformis is the source of this 1671-nucleotide messenger RNA. NCBI's taxonomy places the organism in Eukaryota, Metazoa, Platyhelminthes, Cestoda, Cyclophyllidea, Taeniidae. The record is from the annotation of a GenBank genome assembly.